ACUCAAUCGUAACAACCAUCAGUCAUUCCAUUAAGAUGAGUGCAAACGGCAAAAUACUUCACAUUCUCAUCAAUCCUGCUAGUGGAGCAAAAAAGACAGAAGAGAUUUACAAAGAAGAAGUAUUGCCGUUCAUCAAACAAAACUCACCUGAAGCUCAAAUCCAAGAAUACAAAACUGAACGGGAAGGACAUGCAACAGAAAUAAUACGUGAUCUCCUGAACAGCAACAAUAAUAAUAAAUCUCUCGAUCUGAUCUUGUUGGGAGGUGAUGGUACUACACAUGAAGUUGUAAAUGGACUCAUUCAUCAAGAAGGAGAAAUACGAGCACAUCCAGCACGCCUUGCAAUCGUACCUACAGGAACAGCCAAUGCACUAUAUGCUUCUCUGUAUGCUAAGAGGUAUGGAGAAUCAUUUCAAGAUGACAAAUUACGCAGCGUGAGAUCAUUGCUACAAGGUAACAAAUCAGAGACCUACCCCCUAGCUCUAUCUCUCGUUCAAACCAAGUCGAAAGAGCAAGACAAAAACUUCGUUGCUCAUUUGAUCACCUCACAUGCGCUACACGCCUCAAUUCUUGCCGACUCUGAAUCAUUACGUGAUCAAUACCCUGGCAUCGAAAGAUUCAAAGUCGCUUUUGGCAAGAACAUGUCCGUUUGGGUUCCCGCUUCUAUCGAACUCAAGCCAUUGGCGAAUGGUAAGCUUCAACGGUAUGAUCCCCAAAUUGGCAAAUUUAUUGACAUCGACAGCAAAGAAGGACAAAUAGAAGACUUGAUACUAUAUUUUGCUGCUGUCACGACGGAUCGAUUAGAGCCAGCUUUUGUUCCUGCGCCUUUUUCUGGUCCAGUAUCAGACAAUGCCCAGCUAAGCAGACCGAGUGAUGCUGUGGAUAUUGUGAUAUACAGACCAUUGCAAUCUCCUCGGUUAGCCAAAUCUCAAGAUGCAGGACAAGAUUUUUGGCUAGGAUCACAAAGUCAAGAUAAACGAGAAGAGGUUGGCAAAACAAAUCUAGUGAAAAUUUCAGGAUUGAUGUAUCAGGAAGGUAAACACGUUGAGCUGACAUACAAAGAGGAUGACAAUGAUCAAGACGGAAUCGAAGAAAAGGGAGCAGGACCAGCUGUGAUUGAAUAUUAUAGAUGCGGAGGAUAUACGUGGACACCUAAAGACGCAAAUGCUCGUCGAACAUGCAUAGAUGGAACUGUGAUCGAAGCAGAUCAGACAGAAUUAAGAAUCUUGAGCAAAAAAGAGGGUGCUGGUAAUAUUGUCAUCUGUAGAUAAAUGUAGAAGAAAGAGUACCACUAAAUCCAACAUUC
Molecule: messenger RNA, 1306 nt
Organism: Meira miltonrushii
Lineage: Eukaryota; Fungi; Basidiomycota; Exobasidiomycetes; Exobasidiales; Brachybasidiaceae
Exons: 2
Coding region: 36-1271 (411 amino acids)
Biological process (GO): sphingosine biosynthetic process
Cellular component (GO): membrane; intracellular membrane-bounded organelle; cytoplasm
Source: RefSeq, a predicted model, not a curated record